Messenger RNA from Cetraspora pellucida, 987 nucleotides. The record is from the annotation of a GenBank genome assembly. NCBI's taxonomy places the organism in Eukaryota, Fungi, Glomeromycota, Glomeromycetes, Diversisporales, Gigasporaceae.
AUGUCAAGUGAACCUAAAUCCGUAGAAACAAAGAAAGAAUGGAAUGAUGAUCCAAAAAAAGUCGUUGAUCAAAAGGAACCGACUAGACAAUCUAUUCAAUUACCAUCGAAACCUUAUUGGGUAGAUAAAAUCCCUGACGAAGAAGAAAGCGAUAAAUUAGAUAAUUUAAACAGUUCCUCUAGUUUUUCUAAAUGCGAUUCCAAUGGUUUCGAUUGGUCGCGUAUUUCAACAAACCAUGAUUGUGACAAUAAACAUGUACACUUUGACAGCAAUAUCAACACAACUGAUAGAAUCCCAAAAAUUGGCCCAAGUAUGCACCGUUCAUCCCUUUCACAAAGCUAUAGAGACACAAAUUUGGUAAACAAUUAUUUGACACCUCCGUUCACUUACAAGACAAAUUUUCGCUGCGCUGAUCAUUAUCAAAGAGUCAGUCGUCCACGUUCAUUCUAUCCCAGUAAAAGUAUGCUCGGAAAUUCACGAAUCAGGCAUAAAAUUAGCUACCCUUAUGACAAAAUGUUAACACCAUCUUCACCCCGACAUUUUCAAAUCAAUAAUCAAAUCAGUACAAUCUCUUCCAUUUCACCUCCUUCAUUGACAAUAACUGACAUAAAACAUAAUCCCGAUAAUGGUUGUAAAUCAGCCGCAAAUACUUUAUCAAAAUUUAUACAAGCCAUUGGAUCAUUAAUUAUAGAAGCUACUAAAAAUUUUCUUGCUGCACCUAUAGUAAUUCAAUAUUUUGCUGACGGUGCGGAUCCAAUUUUUUAUCAGGGAGCCACUGCUUUUGAUGCAAAAAAAAUUGGAUACUCUCAGAAUGGGUUUUAUAUGUUACGUGAAUUUCAUCAAGAAGUCGAAGAAUAUCUUAAAAAAGAGUUUCCUACCUCCCAAGUUGAAAGUAAUGGCAAUGAUAAGAAGUGGUCCGUUUCUAUUAGUAAUUUUAUUGAUACAAAACAAGUCCGUAGACAUCUCAGCUUGAAAAAAAACGAAUGA